This is a messenger RNA of Ostreococcus tauri, 2280 nucleotides long. Its product is annotated as Translation elongation/initiation factor/Ribosomal, beta-barrel. Gene Ontology annotation, molecular function: GTPase activity; GTP binding; translation elongation factor activity. The coding region runs from base 1 to 2280 and encodes 759 amino acids. The record is from RefSeq and is a predicted model, not a curated record. The transcript has a single exon. Gene Ontology annotation, cellular component: mitochondrion. NCBI's taxonomy places the organism in Eukaryota, Viridiplantae, Chlorophyta, Mamiellophyceae, Mamiellales, Bathycoccaceae. Gene Ontology annotation, biological process: mitochondrial translational elongation.
AUGUCGAGGACGAGGGAGAGCGCGCGCGCGAUCGCCCGCGCGAUUCGAUGGAAGCGCGCGUGGACGUCGAUGGGUGACGGCGUCGCGAGCGCGCGCGAUGGAUGCCGGGGCGUGGAUGGAUUCGGAGGGACGACGCCGGGACGGACGACGGCGAGGACGACGGCGAGGACGACGGCAUGGACGACGCGGAUGAAAUCGAGCGAUGCGGCGGACGCGCGCGCGUUGAGAAGGAACAUUGGAAUCUCGGCGCACAUUGAUAGCGGGAAGACGACGCUCACGGAACGCAUCUUAUUCUACACGGGACGCAUCGAUUCGAUACACGAGGUGCGAGGGAAGGACGGAGUGGGAGCGAAGAUGGACUCCAUGGAACUCGAGCGAGAGAAGGGGAUCACGAUUCAGUCGGCGGCGACGUAUUGCCAAUGGAAGGAUUCGCCGAUCAACAUCAUCGAUACGCCGGGACACGUGGACUUUACCAUCGAGGUCGAGCGGGCGCUGCGCGUGCUCGACGGCGCAAUUCUCGUGCUGUGCUCCGUCGGUGGCGUCCAGUCGCAGUCUAUCACGGUUGACAGGCAGAUGCGUCGGUACGGUGUCCCGAGGUUGUGCUUUGUGAACAAGUGCGACAGAGCGGGCGCAAAUCCGUGGAAGGUGCUCAGUCAAGUCCGAGAAAAGUUAAAGCUUAACGCCGCCGCGGUGCAAAUUCCUAUCGGAUUGGAAGAUCAACACGAUGGAGUCGUCGAUUUAGUGCGCAUGAAGGCGGUGACGUUUUCUGGUUCGAACGGAGAGACACUGACUUGGGCCGACGUCCCGGAUAACCUCAAGGAACUCGCCAAGGAAAAGCGCAAGGUUCUCAUCGAAAGCGUCGCUGAGGUGGACGAGGAGUUGGGGGACUUGUUCUUAAUGGGUGAGCAGCCCACGGAAGAGCAGCUCAAGGCGGCGAUCAGACGGGCGACGGUAUCGAACCAGUUCGCCCCGUUGUUCAUGGGUAGCGCGUACAAGAAUCGGGGCGUGCAACUCCUCUUGGAUGGCGUCACUGAUUAUCUCCCCAACCCCUCCGAGGUUAAGAAUAUCGCGUUGGAUCUAAAGAAUAAUGAAGAACCGGUCGUCGUCGCCGAUGAUCCGUCCGCGCCGCUCGUUGGUUUGGCGUUCAAACUCGAGGAGGGUCGUUUUGGUCAGCUCACGUACCUUCGUAUCUACCAGGGCAAGAUAGAAAAGGGCAUGACGAUCACCAAUACGUCCAGCGGUAAGAAGCUCAAGGUUCCCCGUCUUGUGAGAAUGCACAGUGACGAUAUGGAAGACGUGAGCUCUGCGUCUGCUGGCGAUAUUGUCGCACUCUUUGGCGUCGACUGCAAGAGCGGUGACACGUUCACAGAUGGUACUGUGAAUCUUGCAAUGACUUCCAUGCGGGUUCCAGAGCCGGUCAUGUCCCUCGCAGUGAGCCCGAAAAGUAAAUCUGAUGGCGGGAACUUUAGCAAAGCUCUUCAACGCUUCCAAAAGGAAGAUCCCACGUUCCGCGUACACAUGGAUGAAGAGAGCGGCCAAACCAUCAUCAGUGGCAUGGGUGAGUUACAUCUCGAUAUUUACGUCGAGCGCAUGCGACGUGAAUACAAAGUCGACUGUGAGGUUGGUCAGCCGCGUGUUAACUACAGAGAAGCCAUCACGAAGAGAGCAGACUUCGAUUACUUGCACAAGAAGCAAUCUGGUGGCCAAGGCCAAUAUGGUAAGGUUGUUGGUUACAUUGAGCCGUUGCAAGAGUCUACGGAUGUCAUCUUCGAGAACGGUAUUGUCGGUAACGCCAUCGCACCGUCUUUCAUUCAAGCUGUAGAAAAGGGUUUCAAAGAGGCGGCGCAAACCGGUGGUCUACUCGGUUACCCAGUGGAGGGCAUCAGAGUUGUGUUGACGGACGGCCAAUCGCACGCUGUUGAUUCUUCUGAAUUGGCGUUCAAGCUCGCCGCGCUCGCGGCUUUCCGACAAGCGUUCCACAGCGCUAAUCCAAAAUUAUUGGAGCCAAUUAUGAAGGUAGACGUGACGAUCCCGUCCGAAUUCCAAGGCACUGUGAUAGGGAACGUGAACCGUCGUAAGGGGACCAUCAAUGACACUUCUGCAGAUGGUGACGACGUCAUCGUCAGCGCAAACGUGCCCUUGAGCCAAAUGUUCGGGUAUAGUACUGAGUUGCGAAGUAUGACGCAAGGUAAAGGGGAGUUCACGAUGGAGUACAGCGCCCACCAAGCUGUGACACAGGACGUGCAGGCAGAGUUGAUCAAUUCAAUGGGAAAAAAAUAA